AUGCGCGGCGGGUUGUUGCCGUCGCGGCCGGCCGGGCAGAAGACGCGCCACGUGGAGCGCCACUGGCGCUUGGCGAGCCGCCCGGGGGGAGGAGGGGGCGGCGGGGAUGGGGAUGGGGGACUGGGGUGGUGUGACCGGGGCGGCGACGGCGAGGGCGCUGCCGUCCAGGGCGGACGUCAGCGUGCCCGGGCGGGAGGCGUCGAGGAGCACGUGGCGCGCCGUGCCGUUGGCUGUGUGGACCGCGUACACGCCGUCCGGGGUGCCGGGCGGGAUGGUGAAGCUGCCGUCGAGCGAGGGGGUGGUGAAGCUGGUGGGCUCGAGGCCGGCGGCGAGGCCGAGGAGGGUGGGGACGAGGGCGACGGAUACACGCAUCUUGGAUGUGGAUGGCUGUUGUAUGGGCUGGACUGGUACUUGGGUACUGUCGACACAAAGUUAUCAAGGAACGGCAGAGGGUGGGAGAGGUCCUUUUAA
This is a messenger RNA of Gaeumannomyces tritici R3-111a-1, 471 nucleotides long. RefSeq lists its product as hypothetical. The record is from RefSeq and is a predicted model, not a curated record. The transcript has a single exon. Bases 1 to 471 code for a protein of 156 amino acids. NCBI's taxonomy places the organism in Eukaryota, Fungi, Ascomycota, Sordariomycetes, Magnaporthales, Magnaporthaceae.